Molecule: messenger RNA, 525 nt
Organism: Schistosoma intercalatum
Lineage: Eukaryota; Metazoa; Platyhelminthes; Trematoda; Strigeidida; Schistosomatidae
Source: the annotation of a GenBank genome assembly
AUGACGCUACAACAACAUGGCAACGGUGUAAGUAUUCAACGUUUAAAACAAUCUAUUGACAAUCCCGCUUUACAUAGUGUGCUGUACAUAUCAUCAGGUAGAUUUUCGACAAUUAUACUUAAAAAUAAAGCACUUCUAUCAACACUCGAAGCUGUACACACGUUGAUCGCCAAUGAUGCCUUUACUGAAGUAUUCGAAGCAGAUCCUUGUGUAGUUGACCUCAAAAGAAAAGGGUCUAUGUAUUAUAUGUUAUUAUGCAACUUAUUGAUGUCGGGUCAUGUUCGAGUCCCACAAAUCGUUGCUACUGGCACUAAGGUUUUUCAAUCACGAUUAAAGAUGAUUAUGGAUGCCUCACUCAAUGCUUCUCGACAGGAUACUUUGUCAUCUACAGCUAAAUUCGACUCCUUGGAAAUGGCAUUAUUUCGGAUAGGUCAAACAGACAGAUUACAAUUCGAACGUUGGAUUUCACGCCAUCAUGAAAAGAUUGAAGCUUUAAGAAAAGUUCGACCUGUAUUUGUGAAAUAG